AUGAGAUAUACUUUGAAGAUGGUUCUGCAAAGUCACGAUGCCGAGGAUGGCUGGUUCUACCGUCGCGGAAAUAUCUUCGAGCAGACAUUUUGUUUCCUGGCUGCGAAUUUGACUGUAGAUUCUUUAUUCGCGCAAGAAGGGGUACGUUUUUGAAUAAUUAAUUGAUGGUUUUACUCCAAACAAUAUUAAAAAUCUUUUUCUCUUACGGGUCUCCUAUAGCUCGAUCGUAGAGCAUUCAUACAAGUAACCAGAAGGUCAUGGGCUCUGUUCCUGUUGGGAGCGAAAACUCGGAUUUCUCUUUACCGAGUCGCCGGUCUCACUAACUCACAAAUCCCUUUCUGUUGUGCUUAGUGUCUAGACCUCUCCACGGCUGUAGUUGUAUGUUUUGUUUUCCCAAUGAAGGUGUCAGGGGAAUUUGCCCCUCUGUCUCAGUCAUAAUUCAUGCGUGCAAAUAUACGUGAAUAAGACGAAAUUUGAAAGAAACAGUUCUCGAGUAUUAUCACAUGACCUGCAUUGUGAAAACAAUACCUACAAGCUAAAGAGGUCUAUUCUUGUCAAGAAUUCUUUUUGCGAAUAAUAUAUUAUUCGUGAUAUGCUCAGGUGUACCUCAUUUGGUCGAAGGUAAAUAGCUUCAGCAAACUCAAACGUGGGCCCUCGGACUGGCAUAAGAACAGGCGCUGUAAACAUAAUAGCCUGAGUAGCGGGCGUUUCAAGGGGAAAGGAAACGCGAAAUUCGCCCGCGCGAGGAAGAAAGGAAGGGAAUGCCUGCAAGAACACAAUUGUUCGACCUGUUUUUUAAGCCCAGAUUCUGUGCGUAAAAAAACGCCAUUGAUUAGAAUUAAUCAUGCGUUAAUCACAGACGUCAUACCUCGAUCGGAUUGGUAAAAGUCAUUACCAGGCUAAGCACAUGACAAGCCUGUUGAAACACAGACAUUUAAUACGUGAAACUGAUCAUGCAUCGCACUUCUGUACGCAAGUUAAGAGCUCUUUGACCUGUCUUUGGGGCUGUUGCUAGGGAAAAUCCCAGCCGUAUAGCUUAGACUCCUUUUGUCAUGCGUUGGUCAUUUUAUUGCACCGUACUUGAAAGUGAUAUACGAAUGUAAAUCUGACGUCACUGGACCACGCCCAUGAUCUCCAACCUCGUUCCCAGGGUUCUCUCUCUUUCCUUGAGAGAGAACCCUGGUUGCGGCUGGUCAUGUGUGUCAAUAAACUCAGGGUAAGGCUAAUUUGCUAUUUUUAUCUUUGGUUCUUGGAGCAACUGAAUAUGAGCUAAAACUGGAGGCCGUAAAAUUUACAGGUACAUGCUAUCUGUUUUGGAAAGGUAAAUAAAGGAGUAAGGUUUCUUGUGAGGAUAGUUCUGAAAAUUUUGAAUUCGACCCGUUUGAUUUUCAAACUGUUUCGUGUUGUGUGAACAAGAAGGUACUCACUUGACAACACAUGGACACUAGUCUACUUUAUAAAGUCGUAUUUUAAUGACCAGUACUGACAAAUAUAACCCUUCAUUGCACUUUCAUCACAUAGAUGAAAUAUUAAGACGGAAUCUACUAGGAAAUUGAGUAAUUUUAAUACUCAGUGGACAGAAACCUUGUACCAGAAUAAUUUAAAGCAUACUGCAUUCUUUUUUACAUUUUUCAAGGGCUAAAGAUGUAAUUAGUCAUCUGUGAUAACACCAAAGAAAAUUUGUUAUGGGACUCGGAGAAAAUGAAUGCCAAAUUUCACAAGAAUUGUGAAAACACAGGUAAAAUUCUGAAAAUUUCAUGUGUAAGAUGUCAUUUUGUGAAAUUUGACAUUCGUUUUCUCAGGCUCCCAUAAGAAAUUUUCUUUGGUGUUAUUACAGAUGAUUUAUUACAUCUUAAGCCCUAGAAAAAUGUAAAAAGAAUGCAGUAUUCUUAAAAUUAUCCUGGUACAAGGCUUUUGUCCACUGAAUAUUAAAAUUACUCAAUUUCCUGAAUAAUGGGUUCCGUCUUAAGGUGACUCGACCCAGUUUUUUGGGGGGGUACCAUCCUACUUUGAAGCUCUCUGGUAUCCCCACCUUUACUUUUGUCGUAAGUCUAACACAUAGAAUGGAUAACAUAUAGAUCAAUCUACAAUAUAACAUAAAAUUUUUGGCGAUCGGAGUAAAUGUCACGUGGUUAUAAUGCCACGCCCCUUUGAGGUCUGAGUCGAAAAUCUGCUGUUGCCGGCACUUUUUCGUGAAAAUCUCUCGGCUACACAUAGUGCGCAUUAGUGCCUUGCGCUGAACAGAGUUUCACCAAAAUCGCAAAGACCCAAUUCGAGAAAUUCAGCGGUUUCCAAAUUUAGGUCAUAAUUUAUGCGAAAAUGAUAAGCAAACUUUAUACGGAUUAUAUCUAACAAACUAUAAGAUUCAUCUCUGUAUUUUGGGCAUCCUUAUAACAGAUGGGUCCUUGCAAGUCAGCAAAACGCUUUAGGGCCUUGCAGAUGCGCGCGAUUUCGAGCAAAGCAAACAUAUAGAAAUUAUAGUUUUCGCUAUUUGUUGACGUUUGUCAGCGUUUAAGAGUCCUUCUCAUGAAAAAAGCAUUUUCUUAAAAAUUCGUAGUUUUUUUUCCUUCAAAUUUUUUCAGGGCCACAAUUGAUUAACGAACUACCCAGACUCUGAAUUUCAUGGUCAUUGAAAAACUGUGACAUUACCUUCUAUAACCCCAAACUUGAGUAAACAUUGAAGAUUUGUAACGUUUUGGCUGAGUUUGUGCUUUGGGAGUUGUCUAUUGUUUCUAGUCUGUCAUUAUACAGCAUUCUUGUUCAGCACGCGUGCAAUGACCACGCUUGGCUGACUUCCGAAUGCUCAUCGAGAUAUGAUAAUUUAGUAUAAGAAAAUAGAAGGCAUUCCCGUCACGAGUUGGUUUAAUUAUUGGCGUGCAUUAAACCUAUGAAAAAAUGAUAUUUUUUUAAUAGUAAGUAGAUUUAGUGUGUAGCACUUCUUGAUUUUUAAAAAUUGUGAGUUAAACCUCUAUGUAUCAAGCGAUGGCCUGUCUCACUCUACCAAAAUUACCGAGAACAACUUCUAUCGCGCGCGCUGACUUCAAAUAAGAUUGCGCGUUGUCACUGUUAUGAAUGAAGAUGUCAGGGCAUUAAAAGAAAAGCUAAGCACACGAAAGAGCGCAUCAAGAAGGACUCUAUCUUAGUUUGUCAAAAAAUUCUUUACUUAAGCCAAAACAUGUCAAUGAAUGUAAUAAUCUGCUUUUAGUUUAAUUGGGAACCUUAAUUAUUCAGAAUCCACCUUAAAAAUCGCCGAAAUGUGAGGAUGUUUAGAAAAUCGUAUUGCAAACAAUACUAGUUUAGACCCCAGACCUCUCCCGUCUCUGCACACCCUAACCCUAACCCGUGAACGGCCGAGCUCGGUACUAAUUUGAAACCAGUUCAUUCCAUAAAAUUGUGAAAUAUGAAUCAAAGGUAAUUUAUUUUGCUUCUUCAUGUUCUCUUUUAAAUAAUUAAACUGAGCAAAGCAAGAGACCGAAUCAGAAAUACUACUUAGCUAAAUUAAUAGCAGUGCUGUUGACACGAUUGUUAGAAAAGCUUGAACCAAGAGACGAUAAAGGGGACAGAGAAGGCAUCCCCCAUACACACCCUUUUCCAUAGGUAAUUCGUCUCGAGUUAGUUUUAGAAUCGGGGUAAAGUUAUCUCGCGCGCUGCGUGGAUGUUUCGUGGACGUUUCACGUGACUAAACGCCGUGCAAGCAUGUCGGGCGAAAGGCAGUGAAAGCGUCAAGAGAUCGAGAGCAUUCCUGAAUAUUGACGCGAAAUGAGUCGGCGCUCACCAGAGAAAAGGGAAUCGCUAGAAUCUUCGACAACCCGUGAAAUCAGUUUAACUCGAAGUUGUCGUAACCUCAGUGCUUUAAUAAAAUGAGAAAUUUGGCCGGUCUAUUGAAACCGGUCGCGAUCGUUUGUACAAAGCAAAUAGGACGCCAAGUGUUAUUUUUGUUGAAUAAUCAAAGACUGAUAAAAGAAUGAAUAUCAAACCAGAAAUUGCUCUCUUCAAACUGUGAAUUAUAAAUGAUCCUGAGAGAAUAUUCAGUGUGUUAAGGAUUUCCCUGCUGUACUGUUAGCUCUAUGAUAUAUACAAGAGAGGAAGGACGAUUCUUUUUUAAUUUCCGUUUCGCUGACACAGCUUUAGCAGAAAUCUCUCUGUAGUCGUUUUCGUCGACAAAACGAAUAGCAAUAUCGCUCUCGCGUCUUCCGCCAUUUUGUUCUGCGUCAAUUCGUGAAGGACGCGUGGCUCUGAGCGUGGGUCAUCCACGCGAAACACAUUCGCGCUAUGUGAUUGGCUGUUGUCUAAUCCCCCUUGGGAUCUGUGGUCUUAAAAAUAACUCGAGACGAAUUACCUAUGGAAUAGGGGGUGUAUGGGGGAUGCCUUCUCUGUCCCCUUUAUCCUCUCUUGCUUGAACUUAAUAUUUCAUCUGUGUGAUGGAUACGAUCGAAGUACUUCUUUAAAUCGUAAUGAAGGGCACUAUUUGUAUUACUAGUCAUUAAAAUUCGACUUUAUUAUAUACUUUAUAUUGACUUUGUCAAGUGAGUUCCUUCUUAUUUACACUGCACAAUAUCAAGCGGGUCGAAUUCAAAAUUUUCAGAGCGAUCCUCACAAAAAAUUGUCGUGAAAGAACAAUAAUAAACAAACCCAGUAGCUCCUUUAUUUACCUUUCCAAAACAAAUGGCAAGUGCCUGAAUACUGCCUCGAGUUUAAGCUCAUAUGCAGUUGCUCCAUGGACCAAAAAUUAAGGUAGUACAUUAGCCCUAACCUGGUGAGGAGUUCAUUGUCACCAGCUGCAACCAGGGUUCUUGCUCGAGCCAAGAGAGAGAACUCUGGAAACGAGGUUGGAUGCUAUUGUGACGUUUCAAGAUGGCGCAGAUUUGGAACCGACAACCUCUUUUCUCGUUUUCAUGCGCUUAGGAACAUAAACAGGCCGCCGACGAAAUCACAGAACACCCAACCACUAAAAUAGGGAGCGUCUCGUUCGUCGACGCAAAAAUGGUAGAUAACAAGGAAAAAAGGAAAACGUAAAUGAAAUGUUUACAGUGACAUGAUUUCUCUUUCAAAAAGGGCUUUUUUUUAACGAAACCCUAACCCUAACCCUAAAUACCUGAAAAGUCUCUAACAACCCUGUUUCGCCAGUUCUAAUUCUGAACUGAGCGAGUAGUUGGUGCCGACGAAGAAACUUAUAUAGUCCUGAAUUUCACAACACGAUGCCAUGCGGCAGCCAUUAUUUCAAAACUGGAGAUUAUUUACCAAGGAUUAAGAAUGGUUUCCUUCCAGUGCCCUCGAAAACUUAAAUAGAUAUAUUGUACGUGUAAUGCUGCGAGCAGAUGUUGGGCAGUAAAACAAUAUCUGAAAAGGAUAAACUGACGUACACAUUUUGCUAAUUACAGACCCUUUUAUUGGUUCAAUUAAUAGUUGUGAGAUAAAAGACUACAAGGAGUCUUAAAAUCACGAGGUCUCUGUGAUUUAGGUCUUUAUUAGCCAGUUUACAUUCAUACGAUAAUAAUUUGAAACUGCUGGGGCUAGGUUAUUUUCUAAACACCACACUUCAAAUUUCUGGUGUCGGCUUUUCAGUACCAGGUCUAGAUCGCACAAAAUUCGGCUUUUAUCUAUUUCAAACUUAUUUGUUUAUUGUUGUCCUAGUGAUAUCGAUUUUACUUAAAACUGCAUUUUGACAAACUUCAAUCCAAAGUCAGUCAGUGCUGAAAAUGUUAUAGCGAUCGGACAAGGAUAAAUUCACUUUAAAGGCGAUUGAAAAAUAUCGGUUUGGUCUCCGUAUAUCUGGUAUGAUAACGCCGGUCGGUACUGGCGCGGUAAUUCCCCCUCUCCCUUUCCCUUUAAAGGCUCACCACGCAGAAUAUAAAAAUAACCGCAAUAAUAAACUUGCAAUUACCGACCGUUAGAAAACACCAUGAUGUCUUUUUCUAAAGAAUAGUCUUGCGGAGAAGAGUCUAUAUGGCUCACAGAACAAUGUAGACUUUCAAAAAAGUCUUUCGUCGGAUUUCAAAUGGCGCGGGACGAAGGACUUUUCAUACAUGAUUGGCGCCAAUUUUACCGACCCAAAAACGGGUCGGUGCGCUUGGACCAAUCAGAGUAGCCCCCAAGGACCCUUGGGGAUAAAGCUGCCACCCACAAGUACUAAGCGCAUUGAAACGUGACUUGCGGUUCAAAUUCCAACAUGGGCUCGAAUGUGAGGUGGAAGGUGUUGACAGGCCAAACACUACUCAUAAGCUCGUGAUAGUGUGAUACGUGACCUUAUAGUUUUGUUCUAACGAGGAUAUCUCCCAGCGAUUUUGCUCUUUUAUAUGAGAUGAUGGGGUGCUCGUUGUAUGUUUCUCUCAGUAGGGGUUGAUCUGGAAUUAAGUGCCAUUUGCUCAUUAAAAUGUUUUUAGGGUUCUGCAAAGCGGGGUGGUACGUGGUAACGAAAGCCGGGCAGAAUUUUCUUUCGCACUUCAUUGUUCUUUUGUAAAACUGACUUCCGUUCGGAAAAUUUAAUCUCAGAGGUGAUUUUUUUUCUAUGAUAUUGUGAUGGUAACCUCUAGCGCGAAGGCUUUUUUUGAAGUUGUAGAUGUUCUCAUUUAAGGAUUUAGCUGAGGAGUUAGUUCUCAGAAGUCUAAGGGCUUCGCCCUUUAUGAGACCUUCUCUGACCCCGUGAGGAUUACAGGAAGAGAAAUGCGUGUAUUGAAAAGUCUCUGUAGGUUUAAAAUGUGUACGGAUGUCAAGGAUUCCUUGGUUGUGAAAUCUCCUUUCCCAGUAUUCACUCGAGAUUGAAACAAGUUUUUGUUUUUUCCCGACCGCCUGAGGUCGUCAACUUUCGCCUAAAAUCAUUGUUAGAGACAACUUUCGCACAAAGAAAACAAAUUUGCUCCUUCGAUGAUGGAGAUACACACACACGUUCAAUAGAUCUACUCGGAGUGGAAUCAGUAUAUUCCGCCAUUGAAGUCAAGGACUCGCAAAUGAAACCUGAAACCCCGAAUGCGAGUCACGCCACUCCCUAUUCUUGGCGCGAAAUGCAAAUGAAAACCCUUCAAGCGAGACAAGUCGACCUCUCGCGACUUCGUCGCUGGCGGUCGGCCGCUUCGCGGCCAAAAAAGGCUCGCUCCGCUCGCCAAGAGGUCGACUUGUAGUAAGUCUAAGAACAAUGUAAUAUUAUUGUUCUUGAAUAACGUUCCUAUGCUCAACAAUAUUUUUUCCUAGUAAUAUGACAAGAAAAUAAUUUUAUAAAAUUCACCGUAUUUACGUAUAUUUCUUUAAUACAAUAUUCUUUCAAGGGCAGGCAUUGAUUCAUGUAGGUUUGAAUGUUUUAAAAAACUUUACCAAGAUGUAGCCUUACCGUAAUAUUGUAUUUCACCUAAAACACCUAAAAACUGGAAACACCUUUAGGCCCCGUAUCCGGAUAUUUUCAAUCCGCAACUUUUUCAUUCCAGAUUCAGAUUCAGAUUCAGAUUCCACGUCCACACGUAUCCAACACUUAUCGGCAAUCUCUCUACUACCCGGAACUCCUCUUGGAAAAUUGGUAUCAGAUUCAUGCGUCCUAAAGCGCGCGAAAUUUGCAUCUUGCUCAGAGAACUGGGCCGAGUUGUUCAAAGCUGGGUUAAGAUAACCGAGGGUUAGUGCGAGAUUUGAAUUCAGAUUUGAAAGCUUAAAAAGCAUUUCAGUUUUAAUUCUUUGUUGUCCAAAAGUUGAUGAUUGGAAGCUCUAAAAAUAACAGAGAAAAUUAUCGGAGAAAAUGCUUUUCAACUCAAGAAACUUAAAGAAACCCGGGUUAAGCACUAAUCGGCCUUUGAACAACUGGGCCCUGGGCUCGAUCUUGUUACGUCGCCGGAUAAAAAAAAUAUCCGGAUUUUGCAUCCACACGAUUCUGGAUUCAUAGCGUAUUCAAAAAUUUCCACUCUGGAGAGCGGAUUCAAAAAGUUGCGGACUCGUAUUGUGGAUUCACAAGAUACGUGUGGACAGAAGCUGUAUCCGGAAAGAAAAAGUUGCGGAUUCAAAAAUAUCCGGAUAUUUGUGGACGGGGCAUCAAAAACAUGGUUUGAUAAGAGAUAAAGUUUGUUAGGAUAAAAUUCACUUUCCCAAAUGACCUAAAUCUCUGGAGGUGAAACCAUCAACCUGAGAGUUCCGAAUCACAAGGUUUCCAUUAAAGGUACGUUAACGUGGUAGAAAAACAACAGAGCCACAUUUGAAUGCGAUUUCGUAAACAUUUUGCCCUUUUCCUGUUUGUUGUACAGAUAUAGUGAAGUUUAUCAAUCGAUCAGCUUGGUCAUGGCAACAUAAGAGCCUAUCAAUAAUACUUUGCUAGAAGCCAUUUCAUCGUGUAAAAUUUUAAAAAGUAAAGGUCUCACCCUUGCAACAGCCGAAAGGAUAGGAAUAUUCAAAUUUUCCAUCAUUGCCACGCAUCAAGACGCCAUUAUAUUCAGUACCUUGGGCACUAACAUUAAACUGACUUUGAACGAAAAAAAAACGCACACAAUUGCCUUAUCUUAAAUAGGCCGUACUAGGGCUCUUGUGACACAGAUGUUCGUAGAAAAAUACAACUUUGCAGUGAAAUGUGUACAUUGUAAUAAUCAGUAUAAUAAUACGUCUUAUUUCAGACUGCGCUCUGGACAAAAACUAUGCACCAAAAGGAGAAGAGAGGCGCAUUUUAUCAAGAUAUUUGUCUAAGCUGACCUUGUCGGGUGAAAAUGGCAUUGGAAUUUGUCUCCCAGAAGAGGAAAUACCAGAUGGGUUUCAUCUGAAUUUUAAGCGCUGUUCUAAACGGUCUUUUUAUGAGAUCAGUCAAGGAUUUAAAGUACUUCUUUCGAAAGAAACUUCCUGGAGUAGCGACGAGAAAUUUGAAAAGGCAACGGAAUCGGUAUGA
Molecule: messenger RNA, 8848 nt
Organism: Porites lobata
Lineage: Eukaryota; Metazoa; Cnidaria; Anthozoa; Scleractinia; Poritidae
Source: the annotation of a GenBank genome assembly